Messenger RNA from Pterocles gutturalis (yellow-throated sandgrouse), 3055 nucleotides. Its product is annotated as alpha-2-macroglobulin-like protein 1. NCBI's taxonomy places the organism in Eukaryota, Metazoa, Chordata, Aves, Pterocliformes, Pteroclidae. The annotation marks the transcript as partial. Gene Ontology annotation, molecular function: endopeptidase inhibitor activity. Gene Ontology annotation, cellular component: extracellular region. The transcript has 24 exons. The record is from RefSeq and is a predicted model, not a curated record.
GGUACCUACAGCCUUGGAAAUGACAAUGAGCAGGAUUAUUCUGAAGCAGUGGCAGAUAGCUUCCACUGGCUGAAACCUUUCUACUCAGAGAGCAACAGCUUCCUUGAGAUCAAGGCCAGGAAUGAUGUGAUGCCCUGUGAUCAAGAGCAGGAAGUGCAAGUGGAUUAUAUCCUCGACCAGAAUAAACUCAGCUCUGAAGCAGACCAUAUUGAUUUCUACUACUUGGUGAUAGCAAAAGGCAAGAUUCUUUCCAGUGGAGAGAAGCAGGUGCCAAUUCUCCAGCAUGAGAAUCUGCAGGGUUCCUUCUCAUUGACUCUGACUAUUGGCAAUGACUUCCUGCCUGACAUCAAGCUGUUACUGUAUGCAGUCUUCUUGGAUGGAGAGGUGGUGGCUGAUGUGGAAGAGUUUCAAGUAGAAGAGUGCUUUAGACACAAGGUGGCACUGGACUUCUCACACAAGGAGGAAGUCCCGGGAUCAAAAGUCAGACUGGACCUCAAGGCUGCUCCAGGGUCCUUGUGUUCUGUCCAAGCUGUUGACAAGAGUGUUCUCCUGAAGCAGAACAAUACCCUAACAGCAAACGCACUGUAUGAGAAGUUCUUUGAUAAUGGCUUUACAAUUGGAGGGCGAGGGUUCCCUUAUCACUUGGAAGACUUUGAGGCAUACCCUUGUCUGCCCCAGCAGUCCAGUCACCACAAAAAGACUCAGAUGGGAGCACCAUGGUACCAAAGUGAUGCUGACGUCUUUAAUCUGUUUAAGAAAUUGCGCAUGAAAAUAUUAACCAAUACUAGAAUCAAGAAACCAGUUUCCUGUAUGCUACCAGGCUUUGAGAAAAAGAUGCAUUCUAGAAAAGACAGUAUUGUUGACCAUCAUGUUGCCCAUGGUGGUUCUGCACCUCGCUCUGAUGACGAGAAGAAGCCAAAACCACGGACACUUUUCCCAGAGACCUGGAUUUGGGAUUUGAUCUCCAUUGGGGAUGAUGGGCAGGUGUCUCUCGAAGUUGCUGUACCUGACACCAUCACAGAAUGGAAUGCCAACACCUUCUGUGUUGCUGAUACUGGCUUUGGGUUGUCACCUCUGACCACUCUUAGGGUCUUCCAGCCUUUCUUUGUGGAUCUGUCACUGCCAUACUCUGUGAUCCAAGGAGAGACUUUCAGUCUAAAAGCCACUGUCUUCAACUACCUCAAGGACUGUAUCCAGGUGCACACCACCCUCACAGAGACCCCAGAGCUAAAGGUGGAUGACUGUCCAGGCUGCCAGUUCACCAGCUGCCUCUGUACCAAUGAAGCAAAAACCUUUGAGUGGAACGUGAAAGCCACCAGGCUGGGCAAAGUGAAUGUCACUGUGAGCAGCGUGGCAGAAGAUUCACAUGAUCUGUGUGAUAACAGGAUUGCCGUGACACCUUUGCAAGGAGAGAGAGACACAGUGAUAAAACCUCUGCUUGUGAAGCCAGGAGGUGUCCUACAACAGAAGACCCAAAAUGCCUUUCUCUGUGUUGCAGAUAACACUGUCUCUGAAGAGUUCUCCCUGACUCUGCCUGAAAAAGUGCUGGAGGGAUCUGGACGAGCCACCUUCUCUGUGAUCGGGGACAUCAUGGGCCCAGCACUUCAAAAUUUAGAGCAGCUGCUAGAGAUGCCCUUUGGCUGUGGUGAACAGAACAUGGCUCAGUUUGCACCAAAUAUCUUCAUACUUCAGUACUUGAAUAAGACUAAACAACUGGACCCAGAAAUUGAAGAUAAAGCACUGACAUUCCUGAGAACAGGUUACCAGCGUCAGCUGCUCUACAAACAUGAUGAUGGCUCCUACAGUGCCUUUGGGAAAAGUGACAACCAGGGCAACACAUGGCUGACAGCUUUUGUAGCCAGGUCCUUUGGACAAGCCAGCUCUCACAUUUACAUCAAUAAGGAUCAUGUGCACAAUGCUCUGCUCUGGCUGCAGAAGCACCAGCUGCCCAGUGGCUGCUUCCAGAAUGUGGGGAAGCUCUUCAACAAUGACUUGAAGGGUGGUGUGGAUGAUACAAUUUCAUUAACAGCCUAUGUCACUGCUGCACUGGUGGAGCUCCGUCUGGAGAAGAAUAACACCAUGCUCCGUAAUGCCUUACGUUGCCUCAAGAAUGCAACACUUGAUAAGCCAAGCCUUUACAUCAAGGCCUUGAUGGCUUAUGUCUUCACACUGACCAAGGACAUGGAGAUGAGAGAGCAGCUCCUGAAGAGUCUAGACAAGGAAACUGCAGAGCUCCUGACAUCACAUUCCAGUAGUGAAGAAUCUUCUUCUUCUGUGAUUGAGACAGUAGCUUACAUCCUCCUGGCUCAUAUCUCCAAACCAGACUUGGGACACGAUGAAGCCUCAGUGAGCAAGCUUGUGCACUGGCUCAGUGGACAAAGAAAUGCCCUUGGUGGAUUUGCUUCCACACAGGACACAGUUGUUAGCCUCCAGGCCCUGGCUCAGUAUGCAACCCUGAUUCCUCAGGAGAUGAGAGAUGUAAAGGUGACAGUGAAAGGCAGGGAGGCUUCUCCAUUGGAAUUCCAUGUGCACAGAAACAACAAGUUGGUCCUCCAUCAGGCAUCUCUUCCUGCAGUCCCAGGGAUUUACACUGUGCAGGCAACUGGCAGUGGCUGCGUUUAUGUACAGACCACUCUGUACUAUAACACCCCACCACCAAGAACAGAAGAGGUGUUUGUCCUGGAUGUGGAAACAGUACCAAAAGAAUGUGAUGGUGUCAGGAAACAGCUUGACAUCCAUGUGUCUGUCAGUUACCUAGGGGACCGUGAGACCAGUAACAUGGCCCUGGUGGAGGUGGAGAUGCUGUCAGGGUUCAUUCCUAUGAAGAGCUCUGUGAAAGCACUGGAGAAGAUACCUCUGGUGAAAAAGACAGAGAUAAAACCAGACAAGAUCACAAUCUACUUGGAAGAGCUGGGUGAAACUUCUCUGAAGCUUAACAUCUCAGUGGAACAAGAUGUUGAAGUGCAGAACCUGAAAGCAGCAACAGUGCAUGUCUACGACUACUAUAAGCCAGAUGACUGCACAGCAAGAGACUAUGUUUUCCCCUGCAGUUCAG